Molecule: messenger RNA, 2904 nt
Organism: Hemibagrus wyckioides
Lineage: Eukaryota; Metazoa; Chordata; Actinopteri; Siluriformes; Bagridae
Gene: kcnn4
Product: potassium intermediate/small conductance calcium-activated channel, subfamily N, member 4
Exons: 9
Coding region: 186-1661 (491 amino acids)
Biological process (GO): potassium ion transmembrane transport
Cellular component (GO): neuronal cell body; plasma membrane; neuron projection
Molecular function (GO): calmodulin binding; intermediate conductance calcium-activated potassium channel activity; small conductance calcium-activated potassium channel activity
Source: RefSeq, a predicted model, not a curated record
GGAGCUCAGGUGAGCGCGAGGUUCGCGAUCGAGUUUAUGUGCGUCUCGUGAAACAUUACUCACAGCACGUUGUAUUCGUCUACUCCGUGUCAAGUUUGGCACGCGACUGCGCUCGAAUGUGUUAAGAAGAGACGGGCGACGGUGAAUGAAGACUGGGAAGAGACGCUGCAGUGUGGUGCUCGUGUAUGUUUAUUUCUUUAUAUUUUUCGGGAGGCGCCUUUAUGGAAAUGAGCGUGCGUAACUCGCUUCCUGAUGGCAAAGCAGACGGGUUCGGAAGCUGUAACGGCCAUGCGACGGACAUCAAGGUGACGCUCUCGCACCCAGGCAAACGGAUGAGCCCGAUCGAGGGGGGCAGUUUGUACCGACUCCGAGACAGAAAGUUUCUGCUCGAGGACAAGCGGCGCCUUUCCGCUUGCGCGCUCGGAACCGCUCUCCUCGGCAUUCUCCUUAUGAUCCUGCACACCGAGCUCUGUCCCGCUGUUUACCUGCCGGGCUCCAUCUAUGCCCUCUGCAUAAACUGCCUCAUCAGCUUCUCCACUGGCUGUCUGCUCAUCCUUAUCAUCGCCUUCCAUUAUAAAGACAUCAGGCUCUUCAUCAUAGACCACAACCAGGUGGACUGGCGCAUUGCCAUGACCACCAACCGUGUUCUCUGCAUUUCUCUGGAGUUAUUGGUCUGUUCCCUCCACCCAGUGGGCAUCUAUUUAGGCCCCUUGACUGCAGCGACAAACUCUUCCUCCUCCUCCUCCACUCUCCCUACAGUUUCGACACCGCUGUGCCUCUGCAGCAGUCCCAUGGAGUCAUGGCUGGAGUUGGAGCUACUGCUAUCAGCACUGAUGUUCUUGCGCCUGUACCUGGUGCACCGGGCCAUUCUGCUUCACAGCAAGGUGCUGCUGAGUGCCUCUUAUAGGAGCAUCGGCUCACUCAACAACAUCAACUUCACUUUCCGCUUCGUUCUCAAGGUACUCAUGAACAAGUAUCCGGCACGCACGCUCCUGGUUUUUAUCAUGCUCUUCUGGUUUACCUCUGCCUGGAUGCUACGGCUGUGUGAAAGGCAGGCCCAGGUGGAGACGGGUGGUAUGGGUACAGCUCUCUGGCUCAUCGCUAUCACCUUCCUAACAGUAGGUUAUGGAGACGUGUCUCCCACAACCACCUGUGGCAAAGUGGUCUGCCUCUUCGCAGGCGUCAUGGGUGUAGCAUGCACUGCUAUGCUAGUUGCAGUUGUUACAAAGAAGCUGGCACUGAACAAAGGAGAGAAACAUGUUCACUUCUUCAUGAUGGAUAUCCAGAUCUCCAAAGAGAUCCGCAAUGCUGCUGCAAACGUGCUGAGAGAAUGCUGGCUUCUCCACCGCACCAUACAGGCCAGGGACAAGCACAGUGAGCACCGACGCCACCAAAGAUGUCUGCUGGAGGCCAUUCGGAUAUUUCGUCACCUGCGGCUGAAACAGAGAAAGCUGAGGGACUACACAAGUGAGAUGGUGGACCUCUCCAAGAUGCAGAUGAUCAUGUGUGACCUGAGUGCCAACUGGAACAACUCAUACAGAGAGCUCGAGCAGCGCAUUAUCUCUAUGGAGCAGAAGCUGGAUGAGUUGGGUCAGUCAUUCCAGUGUACAUCCGAGCUGCUGAGCCAAGCACUGCAGCAUCGCCACCUUGUCCACAGGUGACGUGGCAUAUAUUUCCUCCGGAACAAUACAGCGGAGGUUCAGAUCAAAACUGCACAAAGCUACUUGGAUCGGCUUAAAUGGAGGACUUGUGAUUUCUUCUUCAACAGACCUCCGGCGAGCAGUGGCUGCAUGGACUUCGUUUUUGAAAACAGGAAGAUUACUGCUCUUGGAGAUGGAAUUAUGACAAAAAAAAAAAUCAAAUGUAUUUAUGACAAUAUUUAUGUGUAUCUAUAUCUGCAGCACUGAAAAAAAGGGAAGGGGUUCAGUGUUUGAUGCUUUUCAGGUUUUAGUGAAAAUGUUUUCCUGUGUAAAUUCCAUUGUGCUUUAAAAGACAAAGUGAUCUUAACGCUUUUGAGCCCAUUUGAGUCCAUUUUAGGGCCAGUACAGUCCAAUUAGACCAAAAGUCUAUGACCAAGAACUUUUUUUUAUUAUUAUUUUAUCAGUUACCAUAAAUAGAUUUUGCCCAGCUGUGUUUAUUCUUCAGAAAUGUAUUAUUAAAACUGAGCCUAAUGUUUUAUCAAGUAAGAACUUCAUAUCAAUCUGGAUAUCCUGUUUCCUAAAACAUAUUCAUGUGAAAUGUUGUAAGGCCACACAUUUCCUUCAAUGCACCAUGUUACACUUGUGAGGUUGAACACAUUUGCCAUGUAGCCAAAAGUGAUCAGCUUCUUACACUAUUUUUAAAUUCUACAGGGUAAGGGUUGUAAAAGUGAUCUAGGAUACAGUCUAUAUUUCUGUUUUCAAGGAAAUCUAGUGGCCCCUUCAAAGACAAUCCACGUUAUCCAUUCAAUCCAUAUCUGUUGGAAAAUGAAUAAAGCAGUUUUUUUUCUUUUCAUUUUAGCCAACAGUCUAGACUACAUGUGAUGUUUUAUAAUAUUGGCCUGAAUUUUAGGUGUAUUUUUGACAAGUCUAGAAUCUUCUAGAAAUUCAGCAUGUCAGAUUGAGUUACUAGGGUACUUUUGUGACCUGGUCUAUAAAAUGUACCUUAAAGUAGUGCUAUGUCUCAUUCUAAAUGAAAUACACUUUGUGUCACAGUUACAGGUUUGGAGUCUAAUCAUGUGGCCUCUUUUCUCAGUUUUCUCUCUCUUGUUUUUGUUUUUUACUGACACAAGAGCAAAGCAUUCAAGCUUUGGAUUGCAGCCAUUACUGAAUGAUAGAAAGCCAAUAAAGAAGAUUUCAAGCACUGGAAGCAUCAGAGGAAAUAGUCUGUUUAAUUUGUCAUGAAUUAGUUGCUGUAAUGAAGGAA